AGAACUGAAGAGAAUGUAGAACAGAACCGUGUAGCUUAAAGUCAGAACCGGUUCUAAAGGUUCCUCAGAUCCAGAACCGGUUCUUUAAGCUCAGCUCAGUGUCCGAUUCCACUGGAAGAACCAGGAUCAGCAUGGAGAUCUGAACCGGGCCUGGAUCAGACCUGGACCUGGUCUAGAUCAGACCGGCUGGAGAACAAUCAGCUGUAACAGAUCAAUAAUGCUGUAAACUGAAGAGAAAUGCGCAGAUAUAGAUUGAUAUUUAUUGAUCACAGUGUAGUUUAUGCUGUUUAAAGCGCAUUACUGCUUAAUGUGGGCUUUGAUCUGUUGGGGAGAUAAAAACACGGAACUGCUAUAAAGGCGUGUUUAUAUGCAGUAGCGCUGUUCAACCAGCAGGGGGAGCAACGGAGCUCAAGAUCACGUGGGGUCGGUGUCGGCAGUGUUCAGCUGUGUGUGAAUGAAGAAGAGUAAAUGAUGGAUCUUCAGAACUCCAGCAGUGGAGGAGGACCUCCUGUCCUAAAAAUAAACAACCAGGAUAUUUAAUAAAGAACAGUGUUAAACUGCUGAAAGAGGUGAAGCACACGCCAUCCAGAAGAAUCUCCUGAAAACGCAGAAAUUGUUUGCUACAUUUCACAGACAGAUGGAGCCAAGUCCCAACAUGGAGGAACAUCAGCACUCUGUCAAGAGUUUUACUAAACAGAGUGAUCUCAAAAAACACCAGCGCAUUCACACAGGAGAGAAACCACAUCACUGCUCAGACUGUGGAAAGAGUUUUAAUCAACAGAGUGAUCUCAAAAAACACCAGCGCAUUCACACAGGAGAGAAACCGUAUCACUGCUCAGACUGUGGGAAGAGUUUUACUCAACAGAGUCAUCUCAAAAAACACCAGCGCAUUCACACAGGAGAGAAACCGUAUCACUGCUCAGACUGUGGAAAGAGUUUUAAUCAACAGAGUCAUCUCAAAAAACACCAGCGCAUUCACACAGGAGAGAAACCGUAUUACUGUUUCGACUGUGGGAAGAGUUUUACUGAACAGAGUACUCUCAAAAAACACCAGCGCAUUCACACAGGAGAGAAACCGUAUUACUGUUUCGACUGUGGGAAGAGUUUUACUGAACAGAGUCAUCUCAAAAAUCACCAGCGCAUUCACACAGGAGAGAAACCGUAUUACUGCUCAGACUGUGAUAAGUGUUUUACUACACAGAGUACUCUCAAAAUACACCAGCGCAUUCACACAGGAGAGAAACCGUAUCACUGCUCAGACUGUGGAAAGAGUUUUACUAAACAGAGUAAUCUCAAACUGCAUCAGCGCAUUCACACAGGAGAGAAACCGUAUCACUGUUCAGACUGUGGGAAGGGUUUUACUUUACAGAGUGAACUUAUAUUACAUCAGUGCAUUCACAAAAGAUAGAAAAGUAUCCCAAAUCUGUUCCUCUGCCAUAAAAAAUGCAAACCUUAAAUCUUUCAGACAGCCAAAAACACCUCAUCAUGCACAAAAUCUUCACUCUGUUACAAGAACUAAAUUUAAAAAUGGCUUUUUACAGGUUCAGAAAAAUGAAUCUUAUCCAGAGAUGAUGUUUACUGAAUUUCAUGCUGUGUUUUUAUGUUUGUUUGUAUACCUACAUUAGUUAAUGCCUGCAGAGCUCUUCAACACUUAGUGUUGUGUUUUAAGAAGUUUUUACACACAGAAUCAUAAAUGGUACCACUAACAGCAUAAACUAGGAACAUACAUUUUUACAAUUUUUUCAGUGAUAUGCUGAAUAAAUAGUAAAGCGAU
Molecule: messenger RNA, 1774 nt
Organism: Astyanax mexicanus (Mexican tetra)
Lineage: Eukaryota; Metazoa; Chordata; Actinopteri; Characiformes; Acestrorhamphidae
Product: zinc finger protein 239-like
Exons: 3
Coding region: 638-1408 (256 amino acids)
Biological process (GO): regulation of transcription by RNA polymerase II; central nervous system development
Cellular component (GO): nucleus
Molecular function (GO): RNA polymerase II cis-regulatory region sequence-specific DNA binding; DNA-binding transcription factor activity, RNA polymerase II-specific
Source: RefSeq, a predicted model, not a curated record